AUGUCAGGAACAACUCCCGCUGAUGUCAAUAGUGCACAAAGAAAGAGCAACGUUGUAAACCAUUUUCAUCAUUCUUCCCUUUACGUUGGAGAACACCUGAAACAACAAAAUAAGAAAAUUGGUGAAACGUAUCUUUUCGACGAAAGAGAGUAUCUAGCACUUGGAGGGGCAUUUCCUUUGAUUGUAAAAGGUGUGGGUGUUAUUGGCACUAUUACUGUUAGCGGAUCAUCACAUUUGGAGGAUCAUGAACUCGUUGUGAUGACAUUGAAAGACUUCUUCGGACUAGAAAAAGAAGGAAAAAACAAAGUUGAAUAA
This is a messenger RNA of Acaulospora morrowiae, 315 nucleotides long. NCBI's taxonomy places the organism in Eukaryota, Fungi, Glomeromycota, Glomeromycetes, Diversisporales, Acaulosporaceae. The record is from the annotation of a GenBank genome assembly.